Aspergillus luchuensis is the source of this 1413-nucleotide messenger RNA. RefSeq lists its product as uncharacterized. The coding region runs from base 1 to 1413 and encodes 470 amino acids. The record is from RefSeq and is a predicted model, not a curated record. NCBI's taxonomy places the organism in Eukaryota, Fungi, Ascomycota, Eurotiomycetes, Eurotiales, Aspergillaceae. The transcript has a single exon.
AUGCCCUAUCUGCUAUUCUUUGCGCUCCUUCCCCGCCUCAUUACUGCUGGCUCAGUAUCCAAGGAGCAGUUGAAUCCUGUCCGUCGAAACAGUUAUCCCAUCACUCCAGCUGUGGACGAAUCGCUCCUGGCCAUCCAGAUCGGAGGCAUCGUCGGUGCAUACGUGAUCUUCGUUGCUAUACUUCUUUCGCUGCUCCUCUUCGUGGGCCGCCGUCUGCGACGAGCCGUCCUCUCCUCCAACUAUUCACUCCACGUCGAGAUGAUGAAGCCCGUGAAGCCGCCUCCCAGCAUGGACCCCAGCCCUGUCACCCCGAUCUCCGUCAACCUGCCCAGCCCGGGCCCUCGAAGCUUCAGCCGGUCCUGGAGUAGCCUCGGCAAGGGCUCUCGCUCCCACGCCUCAGGGACCACCACCAGCGUCGCCACGAUCGACGAAUCCGUCGUAGCAACUGACCGCCAGCGCGCUCAGGAGGACUUGGAGAUGCUCUACGCUGCCGUGAUGGAGCAUGACGCACAGAAAGAAGCUGCCGCCGCAGCUCGGGGUGCCAACCAGGACUCCUCCGAUGGAGACGAAGCUGUAGCAGAAGCAGCAGCAGCAGCAGAGAAAGAGAUUCCCUCUCCAGACAGCAUCCCCACGAACCCAUUCACAGAUCGCUCCUCACACGUCUCCUCCAACAACUCUCCACUGAGCCCGCGGUCCAGCGGCCGGCUUUCCCGCAUCUCCUCCCUUUCGCUGUUCAACCUCAAGUCGCAGAACCAGCAGCAAUCAUCAAGCAGCAACAGCAACAGCAGCAAACUGCGUUCUCCACGACCCUUCCCUCUCCGCAAACUUUCCAUCUCCUCCCCCGUCGCCUCCCCAUCCUACCAGGCCGAUCAACCCCCCUUAACCCCAAGACACUACAAUCCUCCACCCCGACCCCCAGCACCUCCUCUCCCAGUAGCAACACCUGCAAUGACUGCACAAAAGCAGCAACAACAACCAUCCCUUCCCCAAAUCAACACCCAACCUCCUCCUCCCCUCCCAACUCCCCGUCUCGAACCACCCCGCGCCAAAGAAAGAUCCCCCCGCGGGCCCGUCCCUCCUCCCCUAACCCUAACCACUCCCACAGGGAGCAACACAACCCACCAUGGCCGCAGUCCAUCAUCAUCGCUACCCUUCCGUGACGCUUACCCGCUUCAGAGCGCGCCAGCCACGAAACUCACGGUGCUGGAGAGGCCGAUGAAACAGCUGAACGGGCCCAGAACGGGCAUGCCCACGCCGUAUAGUCCGUACAUGCCGUUUACGCCAGUGACGCCGUUGACACCCAGCUCGAUGAUUACGAAGAGGCAAAGACGAAGGGCGGAAAAGGAGAGCGGGUUGAAAGUUUUGAAUGAGGAUGAUUUGGUCAGGGAUGACGGGGAUAUGUGGGGGUAUUAG